AUCCACUUCACUUCCAGAAACCCGAGUUCAUAUUUAAUUUCUGCUUUUCCCUGCCCUCCAUUCUGCAUCAUAUCCAGGGGAAACGAAACACUCGCCUCCAAGCUACGACCAAUCCAUCUAUCUGAUUUCUUUCAACCCACACCGACACAAUGCCCCGUUCCAAGCGUGCCAGAGUCGUGCACGAGUCCAAGACCGCAAAGAAGUCGCACAAGGAACAAACCAGACGCCUAUACGCCAACAUCCGAGAAUGCGUGGAGAAAUACGACCAUCUGUUUGUGUUUGGGGUGGAUAACAUGCGCAACACAUAUCUGAAGGAUGUGCGUACGGAAUUCGCUGAUAGCCGACUCUUCUUCGGCAAAACCAAAGUCAUGGCCGUCGCGCUGGGCCACACGCCCGAGAACGAAGCCGCGGAGAACCUGCACAAGCUCGCGCCGACGCUGACGGGCGCCGUCGGCCUCCUCUUCACCUCGCGCGACCCAGCCUCGGUAACGGACUACUUCGACGGCUUCCGCCCCCUGGACUACGCCCGCGCGGGCACUGUCAGCACGCGCGCCUUCACCAUCCCCAACGGACUGGUGUACUCGCGGGCCGGGGAGAUCCCCGCCUCGGAGGACGAGCCCGUCAGCCACACGAUUGAGCCCGAGCUCCGCAAGCUGGGCGUGCCCACCCGCCUCGUCAAGGGCAAGGUCAUGCUGGAGCUGACCGACGACCAGGAGGGCUACCCCGUGUGUCGGGCCGGCGAGGUGCUGGACUCACGGCAGACGACGCUGCUCAAGAUGUUCGGCGUCGUCUCGUCGGAGUUCCGGGUCGCCUUGAAGGCGCACUGGACCCGGAGUACGAAUGAGGUCGAGCUGUUGGAGAAGGAUGGGGAUGGCAUGGAGGAGUAAAGAAAAAAAGAAAUCUUGUGACGACAACACCAGACACAAAAAAGCAAUGAACAACUCUAAGAUUUAUCAUGUUUUUCUUUUCCAAAGGUCUGCGGGGCGGGUCUCUUUCAUAUACACCUUUUUUUUUUUUUGUUUCUGUUUUU
This is a messenger RNA of Aspergillus uvarum CBS 121591, 1030 nucleotides long. Its product is annotated as ribosome assembly factor MRT4. Gene Ontology annotation, molecular function: RNA binding. The record is from RefSeq and is a predicted model, not a curated record. NCBI's taxonomy places the organism in Eukaryota, Fungi, Ascomycota, Eurotiomycetes, Eurotiales, Aspergillaceae. The transcript is spliced from 2 exons. Gene Ontology annotation, cellular component: preribosome, large subunit precursor; nucleolus. Gene Ontology annotation, biological process: ribosomal large subunit assembly; nuclear-transcribed mRNA catabolic process; rRNA processing. The coding region runs from base 150 to 887 and encodes 245 amino acids.